This is a messenger RNA of Hippocampus zosterae (dwarf seahorse), 2896 nucleotides long. RefSeq names its product polymerase (DNA directed), beta (gene polb). Gene Ontology annotation, cellular component: nucleus. The coding region runs from base 144 to 1154 and encodes 336 amino acids. Gene Ontology annotation, molecular function: DNA binding; DNA-directed DNA polymerase activity. Gene Ontology annotation, biological process: double-strand break repair via nonhomologous end joining. Lineage: Eukaryota; Metazoa; Chordata; Actinopteri; Syngnathiformes; Syngnathidae. The transcript has 14 exons. The record is from RefSeq and is a predicted model, not a curated record.
CCCCGGAGUAUUUCAUUCUCAUUGUCCACAUAGCUUUUAUGCUAGUCAGAAACUAGCGCUCAACAAAGACUUUCAAUGUUUUAUACGCGCGUCUGAACUCGUUAAAAUUUUAACCGGACGUUCGGAAAUUUGACGACUCCGCCAUGAGCAAGAGAAAAGCACCACAAGAAUCUUUAAACGAGGGAAUAACAGACUUUCUUGUCGAGCUGGCCAACUACGAGAAGAACGUUAACAGGGCAAUUCACAAGUACAAUGCUUACAGGAAAGCAGCCUCAACAAUUGCCAAAUACCCGCAAAAAAUUAGGAAUGGCGAAGAAGCCAAGAAACUGGAAGGCGUUGGCGCUAAAAUAGCUGAAAAGAUUGACGAGUACUUGCAGACAGGAACCCUACGGAAACUGGAAAAGAUUCGAAAUGACGACACCAGCUCUUCUAUCAAUUUUCUUACAAGAGUAACUGGAAUUGGCCCGGCUGCCGCACGGAAGUUUUUCGAAGAAGGCGUGAAGACUCUUGAAGAUUUGAAAAAGAUAGAAAGCAAGCUUAACCAUCAUCAACAGAUUGGCCUCAAGUACUUUGAGGACUUUGAGAAAAGGAUUCCACGAGCUGAAAUGGAAAAGAUGGAGACACUUAUCCUUGGGGAGUUGACAAAGAUUGACACUGACUAUAUCGGAACGAUCUGCGGAAGUUACAGGCGAGGCGCGGCAUCAAGCGGGGAUAUUGAUAUUUUGCUGACCCACCCGGACUUCACCUCUCAGACUGAGAAGCAACCAAAGCUCCUCCACGCUGUGGUGGAACAUUUGGAGUCGAUUGGCUUUGUGACCGACACUCUCUCUAAAGGCGACUCCAAGUUCAUGGGAGUUUGUCAGCUGCAACAAGGAGAUGAAGAUGAAGAAGAAUACCUCCACAGGCGCAUUGAUAUCAGGUUGAUCCCCAAGGACCAAUACUACUGUGGCGUUCUCUAUUUCACUGGGAGUGACAUCUUCAAUAAAAACAUGAGAACUCACGCUUUGGAGAAGGGCUUCACGCUCAAUGAGUACACCAUACGACCACUUGGGGUCACUGGUGUAGCAGGGGAGCCUCUGCUGGUCGAUAGUGAAAAGGAUAUCUUUGAUUACAUCCAGUACAAAUACAAGGAGCCGAAGGAUCGCAGUGAAUAAAGACAAAGACGACUUUUAAGUAUUGAAAAUGUGGCUUUGGGGACACAUCAACCAGCAUGCAGAAGUGCAGUUUAUUUCGUGGUGUCCUCUCGACAAAGAUCAACUCCUCCAAUCCGAAUCACAUUUUCUGUGUAUUGGCAAUCCACUCUCUGUCAUCAGGUGUAUCUGGAUUAGCACAUGCAAUGGAGCUUUAGAUUUGUAUUUAAUAGAACAUGCCAGUGCAGUUCUUAUGUGUGUGUGUGGGGGGGGGGGGCAUUAUGAUGAAAUGAUGAAAAUAUGAAGACAAGCAUUUGUUUAUGGCUGCUGUACUAGUGGUCGCAUUUACAUUAUUUUAUUUUCAGGGCAGUUAUAAAUAUCGGUAACUACUGUAGUUCACUGUUAGUGAAAUGCGGCAGUAUCAUUUUCUUCUGAGCAACAAUUGUAAAUUCAGGACAGUCUUGAAUGGCUAAAAAAAUAAAGACUUUUAAAAAAUAAUGUCCAUGGCUGUACUUACAAUAGUAUAUCUACAUACUCCUAUAUAUGAGAAUAUGUAAUGUAAAUUCCCCAUACAAUGGCUAUAAAGUCUACACACCCCUGUUCAAAUGUAAGGAGUUUUAAGGAUGUUUAGGAUGUAAGGAUGUUUUUGUGAAUUUAAAAACAACAGAUCAUUUCAAAACUUUUUUUCCACCUUUAAUGUGACCUAUUACCUGUACAACGCCAUUGGAAAGUAAAAUGUAAAACUAAACGGAGAAUGUACCGGUAGUUGCACAAAUGUGCGUGAUCACAUUUAAACUCAUGUUCGGGGGUCUCGAACGUCGGUCCUUGAGGGGCUGCAUUCUUAAAUGUUUUUAAUCUCUCCUUGCUGCAACACACCUGAUUCAAAUGAUCACCUCAUCAACAAGCCCUGCAGGAGCCUGUUAAUGAUCCUGAUCAUUUGAAUCAGGUGUGUUGCAGCAGGGAGAGAUGGAAAACAUAAGGGAAAGUGGCCCUCUCGGACUGGAGUUUGAGACCCAAACGCCAUGUUAUCGGGAGGGAACACAGCUACCACCAUUUAAAAUGCCUUUGAUUAGCCCCAACUAAAAUUCAGUUGUUCUAAGUUGGUGUCAUGGGACAAAAAUACAUUUUCUUACGUGCAUUCGGGAGAUUUCAAGUAUGUUUUUGCAAAAUGGAGCCGGGCUUCGUUUUUUUUUUCUUUGUACAAUUUAAUAAUAACUUUACAUCGUAGCACAGACAUAUCAAUAAGAUCAUGUGUACUUUAACAGUGAGACCAGCAUUAGCUAUAAAUGUCCUUCAAUGUUGCUGUUGGCCUCUUGGACUACAAAAAAGUCAGGAAAGGCCUACUAGAACACAUUGGGGUUGAAUGUGAUUGAUAAAUUCACCCUGUGCGAAUUCAGUACAAUAUAUCCGAUUUUUCCUUUUUUUCCCCCUUUUUUAGAUUGGUGAAGCUUUGUAUUUUUGAAGAUUUUUCUCUAUUUUUUUUCCAAGUGAAUACAAAAGGAUUUCGUGUUAAAUCAAGUUAAUUUAUGCCACAAAACCUGGCGUUUGAACAGAAGGGUGGAGUCUUUUUAUAUCCACUGUUGCUCCACUUACAUUCCCUACGGAGUAGGACUAGAUAAGUUCUUUACUUCUUCCUACUUCCUUGAACAUAAUAAUUGUGUUGAAUGAUGACUAAUUUCUCUUUCCUUUUACUAUUGUACUUACCUUACUUUCUGUCAAUUUAUUACUGUAUAUGUUUUAUGUUCAAUAAACAAACAAACUAUGGA